AUGUCGAAUUUAACGUCAGCCAUUCAAUUGACCAAGGAGUCGAGAUACAAGUUGAGCAAUGGCCGUCAUAUUCCAGUAGCAGGGUUUGGAACUUAUUUGAUCGACUCCAAGAAAGCUAGUGAUUUGGUCUAUCAGGCCUUGGUGGAUGGCUAUAGACAUGUCGAUACGGCCAUUGUCUACAAAAACCAAAGCGAAUGCGCUCAAGGAAUUGCCAGGUUUUUAAAGGACCACCCCGCGGUGAAAAGGGAGGACAUUUGGUUCACUACUAAAAUAGGCAACAACAACCAAGGAUACGAGGAGACACGGAAAGCCGUCCAGUUGAUAAGCGACGAUGUCAAGCAAUAUGUGGAAUAUGUCGAUUUGAUCUUGGUCCACUCGCCGAAAACCGAUAAGGAGAGACGAUUAGGUACAUGGAAAGCGUUGCAGGAGUAUGUACUGAAUCCCAACAACGAUGUCGUUAAAGUAGAGUCGAUUGGUGUUUCCAAUUAUGGCAUUGACCACUUGGAAGAAUUGUUCCGUUGGCCCGGGUUGUUGGUUCACCCCGUGAUCAACCAGUUGGAGUUGCAUCCAUGGCUCCCAAGGUUGGAAUUGAGGAAGUAUCUUUACGAACACGAUAUCUUGGUUGAAGCCUAUUCGCCAUUGACGCAAGGCGUCAAGUUGAAAGACCCAUGGUUAUUGGAAAUCAGCAGCAAGUACAAGAUCUCUCCCGUUGAGUUGCUUUUGAAAUGGGCCUACUUGCAAGGGUUCAUCGUGUUGGUCAAGAGUGAAAAUCCUACUAGAAUCAAGGAGAAUUUGGAUAUACUUGCCGAUGCUGUCAAGGAUAGCGAUGGCUUGGAUGAGGUUGUUAGAUUGGGUAAAAUCGACUUGGAGCCCGAUUUAAUCGAGGCUUUGAACAAGCCGGAUGCGAAAGAAGUGAUUACUUGGGGCGGCGUAGAUCCAACUUUGUAUAAAGAUGGCACUGUCUAG
Molecule: messenger RNA, 966 nt
Organism: Lodderomyces beijingensis
Lineage: Eukaryota; Fungi; Ascomycota; Pichiomycetes; Serinales; Debaryomycetaceae
Source: the annotation of a GenBank genome assembly